AAGGUAUUCCAAACAAUUGCGUUUGUCAUGAUAGAAAUGAUUUGUCUUUCCAUUGUUGACAAAUAUUGCAAAUUUAUAGGAAGCUAAGGAUAUCUUGUCAUCGUUAAAACUGGACAUACGUAGAAACUAAUUAGUGAAAUGAUUAUUUUGAUGAAACAUGAAAGGGGUGUGUGAUAUGGAAACUGAUCAAUAGCUCUAGGCAAUUUUAUGCGCCAUAAUAUCGGAACUGCUGGAGUCAGCGACACAAAUUAAAAGACGCUUUAUGAUACUGUCUUUCUUUCAGAAAAUAAAUGAACUGAUGUAAUAUUGCACCUCGACAGAAUGGAAUUACUCGAAUAAGAUAUUUUAAUCAGUCAAAGAUGUUACUCGUGCUGGUCGGCGUUGCUUGCUUUGCUUUGGCCUUUUCUGCAGAAACAACACUUAAUGCGGUUGUUGUUGGGUAUAAAGGCAAAGUAAAUAUUAAUGAAUAUAUUGAGAUUGCUGACAUACUUGGAGGAAAGGAAGAUGGCUUCUGCAAACUUAACUUCACAGCCCUCGAAUAUGACACAACUGAUGGAAAAUCUGUGUACGAAAGUCUCAAACAAGCUAGAGCAACAUUUGAGGACACUCAUAUAGCAGUUGCAAUUGGUCCUCAGAUUGACGUGUUUACUUCAACUGAUUACGUCAUACUACAUCAGACACUUUUUGUGACGUCAUCGGAUGAGCUCAUAACAGAAGCCAACCGAACGAUGCCAAUUUUGCCAGAUCCACAAUCCCUGUCAAAAGGCAUAGCAACUAUAGUGAAGUUUCUGAAGUGGCCAAAAGUUGCCUUUUUAUCACAGGAUGAUUUUUCGCCAGUGCUGGCGCUCGGAGGGAUGGGUAUAUUUGUAUCCCCCAUACGUUUACCAUCAAACCUGUCGUCCAGCCAUGCCGAUAGAAACGGCAAGUUUAAGAACGGUACGAGGAAUGGAAACGGACACAGAGAAUAUGAGAAUCCCCAGCUGCAGCAAACGCUGACCACCCUGAGAGAGUCACAAAUGGACACAUUCAUUCUCCACUCUAUGAAGAAAGAUGUUGUGAAAACAGUUCUGUUAGCGGCGCAAAAGCUUCAUCUUCUUCACCAUUCCAUUAGAUGGCUUAUCACAUAUUUGGAUUUUGAAGACAUAUCUUGGGACAUCAAAGGGAUGGCAAAGAUCUAUGGAUUGCAGCUUCUGAAUCGUGACAAUGAAGACAAUGACAAAUUGAAGCAACUAAAUGAUGUUUUCAAUGGCAACAAGUCAAGACUUGAACAGGGUCUGAUGGGUGACGUAGUUGGUAUAUUACGUCAUUACCUUCAGACGCAUGUGCAAGAUUGUAGUAUAGAACCUGCAACUAAUUCCAGCAUGACGGCUGAAGACUUCAGAAAGGUCUUGAGGAAUGCUGUAACGCCAUACAGUGGAGCACUGGGAGAAUAUAUCUGGCCAAAAGUGAGUCUGCAAGAGACGUCAAACAUAAGAAAAGAUUAUUCCAUUCCUAUUUAUAGGUAUAUCAACAAAGUGGAGAGGUUUGCUCAAGUAACAUUUGGAAAGAAAGAACCAAAAGUAGUCGCAUUUAUGGGUCGGGAAGAGCCGCAUGUUGAGGAUCCAUUCAAGGGUAAAAAGUUUGAUGUCAUUGCUAAACAGGAUGAACCGUUUGUUAUGAAGAACGGUGACACAUACGAAGGGUUUUGUGUAGAUGUCCUUAAAGAACUAUCAAAAAGUCUAAAGUUUGACUAUGAAAUAUUUGAACUAGAAGGUUCAACUUUAAACCAAAAUGGAAAAUCUACUGUAUGGGAUGACGUAAUUACGCAGCUUAAAGUUGGGAAUGCUUCAAUGGCAAUAGGAGCCUUCGCAGUAACCGCAGAACGAGAGGCCAGAAUAUCAUUUUCUUAUACUAUAAUAUCUUCGGCUGUCAGUUUGCUUAUGAAAAGGCCACCAGAUACAACAAAUUACUUUCAGUUUCUAGGGCCUUUUUCUCCGUUGCUAUGGAUGAUGAUCGUUGUAUUCUUCCUCACAGUUGGUCUUGGUCUUUAUUUUAUGGCUAGAUUUGAUUCUACACAGGAAGAGACGACACAGAAAUUUGACCUCAAAGAAAGUAUGUGGUACUCGCUUACUGUCCUACUGCAAGGUUCUGCCGAAUACUCUCCACAGACAACAUCAAUGCGUACUAUUGUUGCGUUCUUCUGGUUCUGCACUCUAGUUAUCAAUGCUGCUUACACGGCCAACCUUGCUGCAUUUCUCACUCUGCAGCAAAUUGAUAACAGAAUAAAAACAGUUGACUCAUUAGCCAGACAGUCCAACGUCAAGUAUGGAAUAUUAAAUAACAGUGAUUUGAUGCAAUUCUUCAGACAGUCUAGAGAUGACCCUUACGAACGUAUGUGGACGUUUAUGAAAAUGUAUGAAGAAAUAUCUCUUCUUCCAACAAGGAAAAUGGGUCUAGAUUAUGUUCAAAAUGGAGUCGGUAAAGAUGAAUACAUAUAUCUAGAUGAUGGCGUUAUAAACAACUACAAUGCGCAGAGGAAUUGUGAGCUGGAGUCUGUUGAAGAGAACUUUGGAGUCAAGCACUUCAGUAUCGGAUUCCCAAAGGGAGCACCAUAUCGCAGCGACAUAAACAGAGCACUCUUAGAGCUUAAAGAGAAUGGAAUCCUUGAUCGUCUUAGAAACAAGUGGUGGAACAGCCAAUCCAACUGUACUGUUAAGACAUCAGUAGCAAGUUCAAAGAUCAAUACAGCAUCAGAACUGGACAUUUCCAACAUGUUUGGCGUAUUUAUUGUUCUAAUUGCGUUUGCCGUUUUGGCUGUGUUAUAUGAGAUUGGCCUGUUCAUCUUCAAAGUCGUCCGAGAGAGAAAAAAGAAAAAGGUUGUUAUAGUUAUUUAGAAAACAGAAGAAUCCGACAUUGAGGAAAAACCUAACGGAAAUAACGUGAAGUUCGGUGAUGCCACUUAUGUUGAUGCCGAUUAAAGGAAGACAAGUUAGAUGAAAUGUAGAUGAUGCUGUAAAAAGUGCUUGUAGAAUACAGAAAAAAAAUGAGAAAGGACAUAGUCUAGAAGAAGGACGGUUUAUAUCCUAUUUUCUCAGAAUGGAUAUUGUAGAAAAACAAUGCUUAAGCUGGAAAUAGAAUUAGAGGAAAUAAAUAUAGACCGCAAAUAUUCAUGUUGUUGUAGAAUUACGAGAAAUGUUAAAUACAACAAGAUGUAGUUGUCGAAACAGAUAAAGAAUUCACGUCUUUUUUUAAGAAGUCUUAACUUUAAAGUAUUAUUUGUACAAAAUUGAUGGAGAAAAGGCGGCUAAAUGUUUAAUUUUUAAUCUGUAUUUAUUCAUAGUUUUUUCUGGUGCAGAAAUAAAUAAAAUUGGUACACGGAAUGAUGGUGUAGUGAAGGCAAAUAGAGAAUACGCAAUUUACAUGCAUUUUGUGCAUAUGUUUUCUAUAUGUUUUCAUAUCUUUUCUGUUGAAGAACCUUUUCUGCUUGUACAAUGGAGUACCGUGUGGUAGAAAUUUUAUUGAUUGCACAUUGAAGUACUGUGCGGUAGAAACUUUUAUCACUUGUUCAUUGAAGUACAUUGCGGUAGGAGGAAAUUAAAAAUCGCUUAUUUGUAUACUUAAUUCUCUGAUUUCUAUGCUGCUGGCGACAUUUAAAUUAAAUUUUAAAGAUUGAUAAUGCUAUGUAGUGUACAGAUUAUUUACUAAGAAUUUUUCUUCUCAAAUAAUCAAAUCUUUUAGGUAACAUUAUAUCUUGCGAGGAGAGAUUUACCAAGCUUUGUGUCAAUUUGAAACAGCAGGUGAAUUUGAAGUAAAUAAGACGGCAACAUAUUUGUUUUCCUAUUUUACUUGCUGUUUCAUCGAACAUUUUUAUUUUCACAGAUAUAUCUAAAAACUACACGCAUGGUUUAAAGUACUGAUCAACAGAUCAAAAUACUGUUUUGCCACACGUACCCUGUCAUUGAAGGUAUAUCUUUGAAGUUAAGAUUGUGAUUUACAAUUUGAGGGGUUACAUUGCCGAUUCGGUGCAUUGGUUAGGGCAGGGUGACGGUAUCAAUUCGGAGUAAAAUUAUAUAUUUACAGAGCAAAUGUUUUCUAUACGUUGCAUAUGAAAAAAUAUAUGGUACUGGGUGAUUACUUUGAGCUUUCACAAAACUUAUCCGUAUAGGACUCAACGUAAAUGAGGACCUCACAUGAUAUUUAAAGCCUUAGUAAUUCGGGUUACUAUGACCUAAGAUAUCACUGGUUAAUUCUUUUCAGCUUGCACAAAACUCAUCAAAAGAAAUGUCCGUUUUUGAUAUUAAUUCGGUUUAAAAGCCGCGAUUGAUUCCUUGAAAAUAAAUAUAAGUAACGAGAACACGUUAAAAUUGUCAACUCAAAAACUUCGAAUUAUACUAAUAUUGAAUUCCGAUAUUUAGAAUGGGGUGUAGAACAUAAUAUGUCUAGCCAACCAAAUGUAUUCGCCAGACUCUUAACGCAGUUCACCGUGAAAUGAAGUUAUCUGAAUAUAAUUAAAUAGUUCUUGAUAAUUUCUUGUACUAAUUUCUUACCUUGCUGUUUUGACUUAGCAAACGUCUACUGUAGUUAGUAUCCAUAUCCGACUUAUUCUAGAAUAAUACUGAAACCCAGCGAAAGAAGCAAAACUACUGCCAGUUUGAUUGUUUUGAUUCAUAUUGGAUCUACUUGAUUUUUUUCGUUUUCACUGUAUGUGAUAGCCACCAUACACUUGUUGCUGUUGUUUACUCGUAGUAAAUGUGCAGUGUAAACGAUCACUUUACUUUGCAGCCUGAUAUCAAUGUAAUAAAGACAUACUUGCCGGACAGACGAACAUUAUGAAAAACAGAUAAAGGGACGUCGUGAUGAUAAGAGUGUUUUCAAUGAAAUAGACAAUGACGUUAUGAUUCCAUACUGCGAUUUUGUAAAAAUAUUUCAUCUAUGCUUUUAAUUGUCAGCUUUAUAUAUAUUCCAGUUACUUAUAUCGGACCACUUUCAGCAUGUUCUUAUAUUUGUUUAUUAAAUAAAUACUUUGAAAUAUUA
Mercenaria mercenaria is the source of this 5013-nucleotide messenger RNA. Its product is annotated as glutamate receptor ionotropic, kainate 3-like. Gene Ontology annotation, biological process: synaptic transmission, glutamatergic; modulation of chemical synaptic transmission. NCBI's taxonomy places the organism in Eukaryota, Metazoa, Mollusca, Bivalvia, Venerida, Veneridae. Gene Ontology annotation, molecular function: glutamate-gated receptor activity; transmitter-gated monoatomic ion channel activity involved in regulation of postsynaptic membrane potential. Gene Ontology annotation, cellular component: plasma membrane; postsynaptic membrane. The record is from RefSeq and is a predicted model, not a curated record. The coding region runs from base 360 to 2873 and encodes 837 amino acids. The transcript has 16 exons.